Molecule: messenger RNA, 1436 nt
Organism: Ruditapes philippinarum (Manila clam)
Lineage: Eukaryota; Metazoa; Mollusca; Bivalvia; Venerida; Veneridae
Product: mitotic spindle assembly checkpoint protein MAD2A-like
Exons: 5
Coding region: 100-708 (202 amino acids)
Biological process (GO): mitotic spindle assembly checkpoint signaling
Cellular component (GO): kinetochore; nucleoplasm; cytoplasm
Source: RefSeq, a predicted model, not a curated record
UUUUAGUACUUACGACUAAUUCAAUUUUCAAGGACACCGCCGGCUUAAUUUUUGCGGGAAAUUAAAAAAUAUUUUUUUGACCUAAAACGCAACACCAGGAUGGCAGCAACAGCUGCCAAGAACGCAAUAACUCUUAAAGGUUCCACGGAAACAGUUGCUGAAUUUUUCGAUUAUGGUAUCAACAGUAUUUUGUAUCAGCGAGGUAUAUACCCACCAGAAACAUUUACCAGAGUACAAAAGUAUGGACUAACCCUUCUUAUCAGCACAGAUGAUGCAAUUAAAAAAUAUCUAUCUGAAGUUAUUUCACAAAUAAAAGAAUGGCUUUUAAAUAUGACAGUAAACAAGCUGGUGGUAGUAAUAAAAAGUCUGAACACAAAUGAAGUGUUAGAACGCUGGCAGUUUGAUGUGGAGUGUGAUAAAACUGCAUUAACUGAUAGUAAACCUCGUGAAAAGUCAGAGAAAGAAGUGACUGGAGAAAUUAGAGCAGUUAUUAGACAGAUUACGGCAUCUGUAACCUUUCUACCACUCAUAGAAGAACCUUGUAGUUUUGAUUUGCUGGUAUAUACCGACAAAGAUCUAGAGGUCCCUGAUUCCUGGGGCGAGUCUGGGCCGCAGUUUGUGAAUAACUCUGAAGAAGUUCGCUUACGAUCUUUCACAACAACAAUACACAAAGUAGAUACAAUGGUAGCAUAUAAGAAAACUGAUUGAUACAGACUACAGUUGUGUAACUUAACUAUAUGUAUGUAAGAAUUGAAGAAAAAGAAUAUAAUGUGCAAUGCAGUUGAAAGGGGUGGGUGAGGGGGCUGUGUUAGAAAUCUUAGAUUCCAUAGAUUCCAUUACAUGAAUGGAAAGUGUUGUACUGAAAAGCAAUAGUUGAACUCUAUUACUUAAUGUCAAACAUGGAAAUUGGAUUGACAUUAUUUAAAGGUAUGAACACCUGUAAACAUGUAAAUACAAUCAUGUCUUAAACUUAAAGACGCAGAUAACUUUGAAGAUGGUGCUUUAUAUGUUUAUAUUUGUGAGAAGUUGGUUACAUAAGAUUUAUUACAUACCAGUGUUGUUAUUGAAGGUUUAAUACAUAUAAUAUUACAUGGCAGUGCUUGUAAUAUGUAAAUAAAUUGAUUUAUUGGAUUGUACAGUCAAGAUUGUCAUACAGGACUUACCAAGGGAACAUUACUGUAAGUUCAAAGUAUGUAAAUAAAAUAAGUAUGCCAACAGAACACAUAUAAUUUGAUGUACAAUGUACAUAUACAUGUAUAAUCAAUAAAGAUUAUAGUAUUAUUUCAAAAUAGCAAAAUACAAUGCCUGAAAUAAAUUGAUGUAUCUGAAAUACUUGUACUAAAAUGAUUAAAACAACCUAGUUUUUUUCUUUUUAAAUGGAAAGCUUGAAUUUAGUCUUUUCCUCUAGAAUUCUUUUUAGCCUAUAAUAGUGAAAU